Messenger RNA from Manduca sexta (tobacco hornworm), 2506 nucleotides. RefSeq names its product mitochondrial cardiolipin hydrolase. Gene Ontology annotation, molecular function: RNA endonuclease activity producing 5'-phosphomonoesters, hydrolytic mechanism. The record is from RefSeq and is a predicted model, not a curated record. The coding region runs from base 120 to 923 and encodes 267 amino acids. Gene Ontology annotation, cellular component: mitochondrion. Lineage: Eukaryota; Metazoa; Arthropoda; Insecta; Lepidoptera; Sphingidae. Gene Ontology annotation, biological process: piRNA processing. The transcript has 8 exons.
GAAAAAAAUGACGAUAAUUCUAAAUUUUUUAUCAAAUGCGUGAACAACUUUGUGGACGAUCGAUAUAAAAAGCAUUUUUUUUUAUUUGUGGCGUGUGAAUAUAUAGUGUAAUAUACAACAUGGACUGGAAAAGUGCGAGGAUCAUUUUAACAGCUACAGCAACAGUAGUAGUCGCGUCACAAGUGGCUAAGAAGAUAUACAACUAUUUUUUCCAUUCGAGGAAGUCUUCACAUGCCGAUGCAAAUAAUGAUGACUCCUGUUGUGAAUUAAUAAACAUCAAAAAUCGAGAGAUAAACGAUGUCAUACUAUUUUCGGACGAUGUUGUUCGACAUACGAUCAGGAUCCCGCCAAAUAGAGAUAUCACAAUUUGCGAAAGCAGAGAGCUCAAUUGCUUCAAACUAAUUAAAUACAUCAAAUCGGCACGAGAGACGUUGGACGUUUGUAUGUAUUUAAUUACCAGUAGCGAAAUAGCUGAACAAAUUAUAAGAUUGGGACAAAAACACGUUUUAGUAAGAAUUGUUGUUGACAGCGAUAUGGCUUACACACCUCCGUCGCAAAUAAAAAAAUUGAAAGAAUAUAGUUUUAUCGAAGUUCAAACUAACAAUAAAUCUAUAUUAAUGCAUCAUAAGUUCUGCAUCAUUGACGGGCCAAAAGCCAUUAAACGGAAAAAUAUAUUAAAAUCAUAUGCUGAAAAAUUAAAUGUGCACACACAACACAUAAAAUUAACAAAACCACCAACAAAACCAAAGCCUGUUAGAGGUUUUGUUAUGUCAGGUUCAUUGAAUUGGUCUACUCAUGCUAUGGUGUCAAACCACGAGAGUGUAAUAGUGACUUCACAUUCUAAUAUCGUUAGUAAAUUCGAAAAAGAAUUUGAAACUUUAUGGGUGGAGAAUGAGCCAGCACUGGUUUCAUCAAUGUGUUAAUAAAUCGAAGUAAAAGGUGUAUAUAAAAACUUAAGAUAAAUGCGGCCAUAAUGAAAUACAUGUGCAAGUGUAAUUGUGCCACGGAUGGUUCAGUGCCGCAGUGUUGGAUAAAUAGUGAAAACGAUAUGUACAUAACAUGAGAUAAACGUGGCGAAUUUGGCGAGAACACGUCGUGUGAUUGGAAAACGAUAGAUUCAAAAAAUAUUCUUAUUGGUGAACACAUGAUCAAAUUCCAUGAGGGGUGUGUGUGUAGUAUGGAAAACUAUCGGAAAUGUUCCUCUAAAAAUACUUGAAGCCUCUUUUUAGUGUAAUUAAGGAUAUAUAUCAAAGUAAUCUGAUUUACACAAUGUGUUCACGUCAAAAGUUAUUGGUGUAAACAGUUUUAAAAAUGUGGUUAGUAAGUGUGCACAUUGGAUGCAGUGUUUUCCACGAGAUGGCGCUGCUCGGAUUGUUGCUGAGUAAGUGAGAUACUUGUUUAACCACCGUCUGCUAGAUGGCGUUGGUCCAUCGAGUUCAGUAGCCGAUAAACACGCACCGAUAACACGUACAGCUCAAGGCGUGAAAUAGCAUUUCCUGCUAUUACUAAACAUAUUGUUACUACCACCUGCCACCACUUACAGCAAUGAUUCAACGCAGCACGUCUGAUGCGGAAUCUAGUUCAUUUAACACCUAGCUAUCGCUGAAUGCAGUUAUCCUCAUCCGCCGCCACUUAGUUAGGAAGAUUGCGUUACAACUAUAUCGAUUACUCUCUUAUCCUAGAAACAUUUGGAAUACAACGAAAUACGCAGUCAACUGUUAUCAUCGUACUUGCGAAUAUUAUCUGUUCUAACUUCACACGUGAUAGUGCUUAACUGCGAUUUCGUUUGUUCUUGGGAUGCGUUGGUUUGUGACGCGACGUAGUCCAAUGUUGCCUUAAGAUUUAUUGUUACCGUCCACUAUUGUAAGAUUGCGGAGGAAACAGAAAAAAUGCUUCUUUAGUAUAUAAGUUUUGUGACUUUGAAACAAACAAUUGUGAUCUUGUCGUACGUUUUUCCGGUUUCCUUCGCGAUGUUUCACACUGUCACGCGUUUGUUUAGUUUUAUUAUUUAAGCUUUCACGUUGUACUUUAAUGUUUUGAAUACCAUUGACUAACAAACACUAAACAUUUCUAACGCAUGACCUUUAUUUUACAAUAUCAACUCGCGAGUGUGCAUGACGUCAACAGAUUAGUUUUAUAUUGUUCAUACUUGUCUUACAUUUGUUAUAAUAUUUAGACAAUCCGCUACUCUGACAUGUUCAUGUUUUACAAUAAUACGAUUGUUUAUUUACAUUAUAUUGAUUAUGUAAAUGUUUACUUCAACAAUUUGUUCCCGUACAAAUUUGGAGAUCUUUAUGCGAACACGUCGUACGCCUUGCUCCAUAAAACUUGAUUUUAGGUGUUUGUAGGUGUUACUUAAAUUCGAGUUUUAGUCAAUGCAUGGCAACACCCGGGUGAUUGCAUUCUAGUUUUUUGUCAGAUGAAAAAUUUGAUUAUGCAAUCUGUUUGAUUUAAUGAUGAUUAUGUUUAAUUUAAUUAUUUUAAUUCAAUAAACGUUUCGGCAUGA